AGUAAAAUCGAACGCCAUUCGGCCGGCUUAACAUUCGCCAAUCGAAUACAAACCGAUGGCAAUGCAUUCGUUUUUCUGAUGAACAAAGAGAAGAAGACGAAGAAGAAAAACGAUGAAAGUGAUGCUGAAACCAAAGAACGGCUACGAAAUAUAUUACGCCACUGCGAUCGCAAGUAAGCUUUGAUGUUGGCGACCGUGAGAUCAUCGCCGGCCAAAUUAUCGAUCGAGAGAAAGAUGAUACGGGCGCUGUGAAAGUGAAAAGCGUACGCAAUUUCAAAAUAUCCAGCAAGCAAUAUCAUUGGAUGACGAAAUUGCCACAGUUCAAGAAACAACGAGAUCGACUGGUUGGUACGCUUGAAGACGACAGGGCCGACGAUCGUGAGCGCAUCGAACGAGAGUGUGAGAACCAUGUACAGCCGAGCAGCAGAACGAAUGAUUUUGAAACGUACGCCGACCAUACGUUAAGAUUUUUCAAUCGGGCCAUGGAUGUGUACGGCAGCGAAGCGUAUGUACUGACUAAUUUUUUGCAUUGGAUUGAAAUCCAUCGAACGAUUGGUGAAUUGGUGCGAAUGAUUGUCGCACAAGGGCAUGGUAAACAUACAUUUGUGUUUGUUGGCAAGGCGCCGUUCACCCAUGCAAAUUCACCAUGCAAAGGUUAUGUACGUACCAGUGUUCGUUUGCUAUUCAAAGCACUCGAACAACAUCCACAAUGUACCGUGCGCUACGUGGAUGAAUAUCGAACAACAAAAUUAUGUAGCCGCUGCUUCAAUGUACUGGAAAAUGGUUCGAAGAAUGGCCGAAAGACAACAAAAUCUCGGUUCAAAGUGUGUCGCAAGUGUAAACCAUCGCCAGAAGCACUGCCCGAUGGUGGUUCAUUCAUUUACAGCCACAAGAAUUCGAAACAAUUGAAGAAGCAGAAAAAAUAUCGACCACGGUAUUCGAACGAAGAUGACCCCCAGCCAAAAGUCGAACUGAAACGCUUCAAUAUGGUCGAUGGACUGCUUGUGCCGGGUGCUGAAAAUGCUGAGAUAGUGAAGAGGCCACGAACACAUUUGCGACGUCGGCGCCUAGAUGUCAUCGCAUGGAAAUACAUACGAAAUGAUGAUGAUAUUGGUGAUACGACAAAAGUCCGUUCGGUUACAUUGAAUCGAGACACUAAUGCCGGUCGAAAUAUUCGACUUCGCGGUCAUUAUGAACUAUUUGGAAUAAAAUUGCCAGAUGCAUUCACAGUCGAUGCCGAGACACAAAACCAACAUGCAGAGCGACGCUUCAAACAAUUUGAUGAAAAUAAGCGUAAAAAGCAACAAAAG
Molecule: messenger RNA, 1310 nt
Organism: Contarinia nasturtii (swede midge)
Lineage: Eukaryota; Metazoa; Arthropoda; Insecta; Diptera; Cecidomyiidae
Exons: 2
Source: RefSeq, a predicted model, not a curated record